GCGAGCCCCCUGCGAGCGGGUACGGGAGACGCGGAGAGGAGAAGGGAUAUGUCUCCAUCAGCAUGAUAUCACAGAGGGAAAAGGGCGAACUCGCGCGAUUCUACACGGUUACGGACCCCCGAAAGCACGAGAAAGGAUACACUGUUUAUAAAGUCACAGCACGGAUCAUCUCCCGCAAGAACCCAGAGGACAUCCAGGAGAUCACGGUGUGGAAGCGCUACAGUGAUUUCCGUAAGCUGCACAGAGACCUGUGGCAGAUACACAGCAACCUCUACAAACACUCCCAGCUGUUCCCUCCCUUCGCCAAGGCUAAGGUCUUCGGUCGGUUCGAUGACUCGGUGGUGGAGGAGAGAAGACAGUGCUCUGAAGACCUCCUCCAGUUCAGUGCCAACAUCCCAGCUCUCUACAGCAGCCAACACAUAGAGGACUUCUUUAAGGACGGGGAGGUGCAGGACGGCUCUGAGCUGAUUGGUCCAGCGGAACCCUUUUCUGACUUCUUGGCUGACAGCCUAUCAGAUUGCAGCUCUGAGGUCCAUAGAGAUAUCGGAGGAGUGGAUGAUCUGACCAUCUCCAGCCAGACAGAAUACGGUGGCGUGUCCAGUGAGAGUGAGCUGACCUCCCUGUGUGUGGACGAGGACUCAUUGGCUGGCCUGGAUGAUGGCAUGGCCUCAGGGGGCCUGUCACCCAAUCACGUUGCAGCUCCCACCCCCUCAGCGUAUCAGGACGCAGCACCGGCCACCCAGCUGAGAGAGGCACCGCUCCACGACGUUUCACGCAAUACCGUACCAGCCAAUAGGACGCCUCCAGAGGCGGUGCGCACCAAUAGGACGGCUCUAUUCCCCAACGCACUGAAGAAGAGGCGGGACUACCUGGAGAGGGCAGGAGAGCUAAUCCGAUUGGCCAAUCAGAAGGAGGAGGCGGGAGACGUGGAAACCGCCCUGUCACACUACAGAAGCGGAGUCGACCUGUUAUUACAAGGAGUACAGGGCGAGGUGAGUCCCAGCCGUAGGGAGGCGGUGAAGAGAAAGACUGCUGAGUAUCUGAUGCACGCAGAGCAACUGGCCAAUCAACACGCUCACAUCCAGCAGCUGACCAAUCACAACGCUCCCCUUCAUGACAUCAUGGGGCAGAACUCUUCCCACAGUGCGGUGCUGGGAACUCAGUGCUGUAGAUCAGGUGGUGCAAGUCAACAGCAAAGUCAGAAUGACGACCUCAACAACUACAGAGUACUGGGUGUGAUAGACAAGGUCCUGCUGGUUAUGGACAAGAGAACUCAGGAGACUUUUAUUUUGAAGGGUCUGCGUAAGAGUAGUGAUAGUGGGCGUGUGAGGAAGACCAUCGUUCCCCAGAGUGUUCCUCACAUGGUGCCCUUGAGGAAGGUCAUGCUGGCUGAAGACUCCAUAUUUCUACUACUGGAAUAUGCAGAGGGUGGUAAGCUCUGGUGCCACAUCAGCAAGUACCUGUGCAAUAGCAGCAGUGAUGAGGGCAGUCUGGAGAUUCCCUUCAUCCAGCAGAGCCACAAGCACACCACCGCCACCCAGCACAGCGCCGCACAGCACCACCUGAUGGACGACAGCGCCUCCUCAGGUGGGGAGACUGUGCUCACGGCGACCCCGAAGGGAGGCUUGUCCCUGGCAGAGAGGAGAGGAGGAGGAGGAGGAGGAGGAGAGGGGGAGCAACAGGAGCAGGGGGAGGACGAGAGGUGCACCAACAGCUACCUGACCCUCUGUAACGAGUAUGAGCAGGAGAAGGUGGAGCCAGAAGAGGAGGAGGAAGAGGAGUCAAACCAGGAGACAAGCGGCCUCUCCGUCACCAACGGAGACUCCUCCAUCACAGUCGCCAUGCCAACAGCCCCACGGACUAAAAUGUUGCUUAGCAACGACAGCCUGUCGUCAGGCGUGGGGGUGCAGGAGCAGGACGAGGGGGAGGGGGGUGUUUGUGGGCGGGACGAGGAGGUCUUCAGCUCGUUGAUUGGCGGCUCUCCUGAGCCAAUCAGCAGCGAGGGCUCUCUGGAGUGUUCCAAGCGCUCGCCCAUGGAGCUGUUCCGCAUCGACAGCCGGGACAGCGGCAGCGACCCCCUGGUUGCCCCUGGCCACGACCCCUGCCUGUCCACCUCUGACCUCGGCUCCUCGGAGGUCACGGAGGCAACGGAGCCCCUCCUGGAACUCGCACAGGUUCCGGAGGUGAAGGGUCGUUCGUGUGAGCUGUGGAGUGCGGAGCAGGAGGGCAGUGGCUCCGUCCCCGUCAUCUCCUUCAGCGAAGCGCUGGGAUUGGACGAGGUGGCGACGCGCACCCCCGACCUGCUGGCCAACCUGCCGGCCGGCGUGGCGUUGGGUCGCGACACGCUGGAGGUGGAACUCGUUGCGGCCGGCGGAACGCUCGCCAUCGAACCCUCGCACGCCAUUGGGCGGCCGCGGCCCGACGUCUUGCAACUGGAGCAUGACAUGGGGGAAGAGGCCCAUCCCGAUUGGUCGCUGGAGCUGGACGACGACGCCCCCUCGCUAUCCCUUGGUAACGCCCUCUCCUCGCUGUCGCUAGGCAACGCACUCAGCUCCUCGGUGGGCGCAGACUCGCUGGGGUGCAGCUGCAGCCCGCUGGAGCCGCCAGGACUCAAGAUGGCCACCGCCGUGGGAGACAAGAUGGCCGCCGGUUGCAGUGGCUCCAAUGACUUUGCCCCCAUUAUGGCCGCCGCUGGAGCCACCAUGGCCACCACUGGAGCCAACAUGGCCGCCAAUGGAGCCAGCAAGGCCGCCAGUUGCAUUGGAUCCAGUGACUUUACUCCUAUACAGGUCUCAGGGGGUUGCUCAGAGCCCAGUAGCCAGGCCAAGGGACUCACAGAGGGGGGGCUGCCUCUGCCUCUGCCUGGCUCUGGCUCUGGGUUGGGCUCGGUUUUGGACUCUGGUGUGAAUGGAGGACCUAAGGGGUCCGACUGUGGCCCGGAUGUGGACCGAACUCGAAACGAGAGUGUGUCGGCGCUUUUCCGAGAGCUGGAUGAGCUGCAUGCGGCGGCUGCACAGGUGCGAAUACCUGAGCCCUGGGUUCAGCGCUGGGCAGCACAGCUGGUCAUCGCACUGGACACCCUGCACCAGCAAGGGUUAAUAUGCAGAGACCUGAAUCCCAAUAACCUGCUGCUGAACCAUACAGGUCAUAUCCAGCUGACGUUCUUCUGCAGCUGGAGUGAAGUGGAGGAGUCUUAUGACCGAGAUGCCAUCACACGCAUGUACUGUGCACCAGAGGUGGGCGGGAUCAGCGAGGAGACGGCUGCGUGUGAUUGGUGGAGUUUGGGUGCCAUUCUCUUCGAACUGCUGACAGGAAAGGCCCUGCAUCAGUGCCAUCCAGCUGGUAUCAGCAGACACACAUUCCUCAGCAUCCCCGACUUCGUCUCAGAAGAGGCACGCUCUCUACUCACACAGCUUCUCCAGUAUAAUCCAGCUGAGCGUUUAGGAGCCGGAGUGGGCGGAGCCGAAGAUAUCAAGUCCCACCCCUUUUUCUCAUCUGUAACAUGGCCAUGACACACACACACACACACAACCAUCUUCUUUUCAACUGUAACCUGGCCAUCACACACACACACCCUUCAUAUAAUCUAUUACUUGGUCCUAACACACACAAACAUGGACCUUCUUACGAACGACUAUAAGAAAUCCAUACACUAACUUUCCUCGUCAACACUCACACACACAGACACACAGACACACAUACCAGACUUGUACGAAAUUCCGAAUUGGAUGAAUUUGAAUUCAAAAUAAUGCCAUAAUACGAGCACUAGGUGGUGUCAUUACCCUCAAUUUCUUUGAAUUUAAGCUACACCACCCAUUGAGAGUACAUAGAACACCACCACCUAGUGUUCGUAUUAUGGCAUUACUUUGAUUUCAAAUUCAUCCAAUUCGGAAAUUUUCACAAGCCUGACACACACACACACACACACACACACACACACACACACACACACCUGCCAAUGAAAGGACAAAGGGACCGCAUGGGGCCACACACACACCUCCAGGACCACUCAGAUGUUAACACACUCCUCUCUCUUACAACUAUGUGUCAUGAGUACUCUGUGUGAGUGAGCGCAUGUGCGUGCGUGCAUGUGUGUGUGCUUGUGUGUGCGCGUGCGUGUGUGUGUGUGUGUGCUUGAUUAUGAAAUAGGGAAACAGACUGAAGGGGGGAGGGGGGAUGGACGACGGCUGUUUUUUUAAUGCAGUUCAUGCACUUGUGCCACAGAAAGCUAAAAGAGUCAUACAGACAGACCACAGAGAGAGAGACGGGUGAGAGAGCGAUCACCAUCUACAGUUGUGCCACAGAAAGCUGAGAUUUCUACAGACAGACAGCUGAGAAAGAGACAGACAGCUGAGAGAGAGGAAAUGGACAAACAGACAGUCAGGUGAGAUCCCCUACACACAACUGACAGACUGACAGAGAGAGAGUGUCUGGUAACAGGUGAGAGAUAGACAGGUGUGAGGUGAACAGCUAAUAGACAAAGGAGAUGCUUCCUGCACACAGCUGUCAGACAGACAACUGAGAGGCUGAGAGAGAGAGACAGAAGAGCCGAGUGUUGACAGAGAGAAAGGUAAGUUACAGACAGAUAGACAAGGGAUGUUAACCGGUAACCGGUUAACCGAUCGUCAACGAUCGGAUCAACGUUAACCCGUUAAAAUUCUGCCACCGGUUAACCGGUUGUAAUAAUAAUAAUAAUAAUAAUUUCCUCCCAAAAAGCCCCAAAAAACUAUAAUUUUGAGGUUUUAGUACAAUAAUUCAGCAUUUUCCAUCUGGCAACAGUGGCUGGACAUGGCAGGUCCUGUCUGCGCAGGAAAAAAAAGGUUUAUGUGAAAAAUAAAAUUUAACAAAAUCAGUGCUGUGCAUAUCAGGCACGCAAACGUUGUAUAAUUUAAGAUUACCGGUUAACCGGUUAACCACUGGUUAAUGAGUCUCAGUAGCCGGUUAAGAGUUUUUUCAAUUUUCGCCAUCCCUAAGACUGACAGGAAAAUGCGAUCUGAGAUACACACACAGAGAGACAGACAGCUGACAGCCAGACAUGUUACAACAGGCUGCAGGUGAGACAGUCCAGCGUAGCCAAUCAAGAUGCCUGAGCCCAACACCUUUUUCCCACCCACAGCCCUCCCCCCAUUGGAUAGCAGAAGACAGGCGGACUCAAUGGCCAAUCAGAGAGCUGCAUUCACUUGUCGUCAGAAGCCUCCCAUAUACGGUGCCCAGAACAAAAGACUGGGAACGUGUGUGUGUGUGUGUGUGUGUGUGUGUGUGUGUGUGUGUGUGUGUGUGUGUGUGUGUGUGUGUGUGUGUGUGUGUGUGUGUGUGUGUGUGUGUGUGUGUGUGUGUGUGUGUGUGUGUGUGUGUGUGUGUGUGUGUGUGUGUGUGUGUGAUGAAAGUACCCCUGGCUCUACAGUGUCCAAAGUCUUGAGGCCACUCAUGCAUGCUAGCAGCACAUUUUAUAAAGAAACGAGCAAACGAGAGAGAGUGUAUUUGUUCAGUUCGGUUUUAUGCAACACUGUCCUGAUGCCAAAAGGUGUGUGUGUGUGUGUGUGUGUGUGUGUGUGUGUGUGCGUGCGUGCGUGCGUGCGUGCGUGCGUGCGUGCGUGCGUGCGUGCGUGUGUGUGUGUGUGUGUGUGUGUGUGUGGGCUGAUGUCCAUAAUGCUAAGUGGUAAUAGACUUCCCAUGUUAAACAAAUGAGAGACUGUAAGAGUGCUUGUUCAUGUUGAUAAUGGACACAAGAGUGUUUGAUGAGGAGUGUUUGUUUGUGUUAAUAAUUGGCAUUAAAUGACAUUGAAUAAUAAAUAAUAAUCAUGAUGUUUUA
Messenger RNA from Engraulis encrasicolus (European anchovy), 5812 nucleotides. It is a transcript of the gene rps6kc1, whose product is annotated as ribosomal protein S6 kinase polypeptide 1. NCBI's taxonomy places the organism in Eukaryota, Metazoa, Chordata, Actinopteri, Clupeiformes, Engraulidae. Gene Ontology annotation, molecular function: protein kinase activity; phosphatidylinositol binding; ATP binding. The record is from RefSeq and is a predicted model, not a curated record. The transcript has 20 exons. Gene Ontology annotation, cellular component: early endosome. The coding region runs from base 63 to 3512 and encodes 1149 amino acids. Gene Ontology annotation, biological process: protein phosphorylation.